Ostertagia ostertagi is the source of this 477-nucleotide messenger RNA. The record is from the annotation of a GenBank genome assembly. Lineage: Eukaryota; Metazoa; Nematoda; Chromadorea; Rhabditida; Trichostrongylidae.
AUGCAAAUACAUUGCAAUCAACCGCUACUUGCAGUAGCUUUUACAGGAGCUCCUGUAAUCAUUUGUGGAGAGGGUGUCAUGGGGAUUGUACUGAAACACCCGUUCAAUGGAAGAAUCUUUGCCAGCCAUCGGGAAAAGGAUCCUGAAUGUUUACAAUAUGUCACGAAGAGUUGUUAUCUCAUCGGCGAUGCGACUGCAUCUUCGGAGUUUAGUUGGUUCUCUGUUGCUGGGCCUACGAUUACUGAACGAGAGGACAAAUAUACGAUCUCACCUGCUUCAUAUGCGCUCGCGGGGGAAUCCAUCGAAAGAAACUUCGUCGCCACACCAGUGAGGAAUAAUUCUAUGUUACCCAAGUGCCACUACUCACUUCGACUGAAUGCCCUCGAUGGACCACGAAUCCAGUCGGCAGUUAUUGGAGAGCUGGUUAUUGCUGCCGUCCAGAUCUUUACAAUUUUAUUUACUCGUACUAACAACUGA